Molecule: messenger RNA, 759 nt
Organism: Kalmanozyma brasiliensis GHG001
Lineage: Eukaryota; Fungi; Basidiomycota; Ustilaginomycetes; Ustilaginales
Product: YL1 nuclear, C-terminal
Exons: 4
Coding region: 1-759 (252 amino acids)
Biological process (GO): chromatin remodeling
Cellular component (GO): Ino80 complex
Source: RefSeq, a predicted model, not a curated record
AUGAGUACGUUGCAAGCCGUGAUCCUCUUCAAAAUCACUCCUUUCUGCCAGAUCGGCUCGCCCAACAACAGCACAUACAGCAUGACGGCCCCAAAAUCGCGCCCGUCCAACUUCGCAGCCUCAACAUCGGCGACCCCAGCCCCGCCUUCCGUCGCCGAGACACUCUCCUUUCAUGCAGCACCGAAACCGUUCAAAUCCGCCGAAUUUGUGGCGCGGAUGAGCAAGAUCUCCUCCAACUUGUCGCGGAGGAACAAGAGUCUCAAGCAGAUGCUGCAGAGCGAGCGCGAGGCGGCAAUGCGUGCGGCAGGGCAGAAGUUCAAGGAGAGAAAGAGGAAGGAGGAUAAGAGUAAGGGGAGGUUGGUCGGGGCUGCGCUGUUGGCUGCGACGAGGAGAGAGGAGAGGGAGAAGAAGGAGAGGGAGAGGGUGAAGGAGGAGGGUGGCGAGGAAGAGGUGGAGGAAGAGGUCAAGGAGGAGGCGAAGGAGGAAGGCAAGGAGGAGACGGAGGAGAAGGUGGAAGAGGAGAGGGAUCCAAAUACACCAAAGAGGGAUCUUCCGACUUAUUCCUCUGUCGAGGCACCACCGAGCUUGCGACCAGCGAAAAAGUACUGCGACGUGACAGGCCUCAUUGCACCGUACACGGAUCCCAAGUCGGGUCUGCGGUACCACUCGGUCGAAGUGUACGAGAUCAUCAAGCAGUUUGGGCCUGGUGUAGGCGACGCCUACCUCUCGCUGCGCGGCGACGGUUCUCAGAUCAAAUAA